Meriones unguiculatus (Mongolian gerbil) is the source of this 818-nucleotide messenger RNA. It is a transcript of the gene Spatc1l, whose product is annotated as spermatogenesis and centriole associated 1 like. The record is from RefSeq and is a predicted model, not a curated record. NCBI's taxonomy places the organism in Eukaryota, Metazoa, Chordata, Mammalia, Rodentia, Muridae. Bases 261 to 818 code for a protein of 185 amino acids. The transcript has 3 exons.
GUCCAGAGUUUGGAAGGUUUGCCGCUGUCCCUGAGACAUCCUCCCACCUACAGACAUCUUCCCUGGAGGACCUGCUGUGCUCACAUGCCCCACUCUCCAGUGAGGAUGAAGCCUCCCCGGGCUGUGCAACCACAUCUCAGGUGCCUUUCAAGGCCUUCCUCAGCCCUCCGGAACUACAGGCACGCAUUGCCGACAGGAAGCUGUCGCCACUCCUGAGUCCCUUGCAGGAUUCCCUGGCUGACAAAACCCUGCUUGAGCCCAUGCGGCCUAAGAAGGUGUGCUUCUCGGAGAGUAACCUGCCCACUGGGGAUAGGAGCAGGAGGACCUAUUACCUCAAUGAGAUCCAGAGUUUUGCGGGUGCUGAGAAGGAUGGCCGCAUAGUCGGGGAGAUCGCGUUCCAGCUUGACCGGCGCAUCCUGGCCUAUGUGUUCCCCGGGGUGACGCGCCUCUAUGGUUUUACAGUCUCCAACAUCCCUGAGAAGAUCAAGCAGACGUCUAUCAAGUCCCUAGACGGCUCGGUGGAUGAGAAGAAGCUGCGUGAGCUCACACAUCGGUACCUGACCCUGACGGCGCGGCUGGAGAAGCUGGGCUACAGCCGCGAAGUACACCCAGUCUUCAGUGAGUUCCUCAUCAAUACUUACGGCAUCCUGAAGCAGCGUCCAGACUUGAGGGCCAACCCGCUGCACAGCAGCCCCGCUGCACUGCGCAAGCUCGUCAUUGACAUCGUGCCACCCAAGUUCCUGGGUGACUCCCUGCUACUGCUGAACUGCCUGUGCGAGCUCUCCAAGGAGGACAGCAAACCACUCUUCGCCUGGUGA